This is a messenger RNA of Knipowitschia caucasica, 273 nucleotides long. Lineage: Eukaryota; Metazoa; Chordata; Actinopteri; Gobiiformes; Gobiidae. The record is from the annotation of a GenBank genome assembly.
AUGGAGGAGGUCAGAGAAGGAGGAGGUCAGAGAUGGAGGAGGUCAGAGAUGGAGGAGGUCAGAGAUGAUGGAGGAGGUCAGAGAUGGAGGAGGUCAGAGAUGGAGGAGGUCACUGAUGGAGGAGGUCAGAGAUGGAGGAGGUCAGAGAUGAUGGAGGUCAGAGAUGGAGGAGGUCAGAGAUGGAGGAGGUCAGAGAUGGAGGAGGUCACUGAUGGAGGAGGUCAGAGAUGGAGGUCAGAGAUGGAGGAGGUCAGAGAUGGAGGAGGUCACUGA